Molecule: messenger RNA, 4151 nt
Organism: Phasianus colchicus (ring-necked pheasant)
Lineage: Eukaryota; Metazoa; Chordata; Aves; Galliformes; Phasianidae
Gene: P3H3
Product: prolyl 3-hydroxylase 3
Biological process (GO): collagen metabolic process
Cellular component (GO): endoplasmic reticulum
Molecular function (GO): protein binding; procollagen-proline 3-dioxygenase activity; iron ion binding
Source: RefSeq, a predicted model, not a curated record
GUUUAAUGAAGAUUCACUGGCUUGUGCAAGGGAAAUGCCAAAUGUGCGAGGCGCGCUUCCUCUCUUGUUAGCGUAUCUGGGAGGCAGCAGAUGCCCCUCAGCCCAUGGGAGGGUACAGCGCCCAUGCUGAAGAGUCAUCAUUUGGAGAGGGGGUGAAAAGAUUCCCUCUCCAUUGCAAGGUAGAUCUAGACUGCCUACAACUAAACGGGAGCGGCCUCUGUGAUUUCUGAAGCAGUGUUGUUUUAAAAACUUAAAUCUUCUCCAGAAAGACCCUGACUCAUAAAGUACUGUUUCUACUGGUGCAAUCUGUUGAUUCCAGUGCAAACUUCAUGACUUUGCACAAAACAUUGUAGCCCAAACUUCUCAAGGCAGGCAGCAGCCAGCUCAGAAAAGCUGCCAGGGCCUCCACUUGCAGGGCUCCAGCCUUCUAUGCUAUCAAAGCUGGGAACCGUGAGUGCUAAAUCAAGCUCCUGCUCUGCACAAAACUCUUGGAAGAGGAGUGUGGUGGUAUAAUGGAGAUGAGACUUCUCCUUCGUCCUGCUGUUUGUAGCUGCAGCCACAAGGGAAAGGGAUGGCUGCAUCAGAGAGACGGUGGCAGGUAUUUUGUCCUUCAUCAGCCAAGCACUCCACCACGUGAUGGAAGCUCCCGAACUGUGACAGAUCGAUGUGUGUCCUGCAGGGGUUCUGAUAAACGCGCCGUGAUCUCUUCAGUGCCCUUCUGUCAGAGGGCCGAGGUCCCACGGCCCGAAGGAAGGGUCAGGUUAGCCGUGGCCCGGUGGAGGCCCGGACACAGAACCGCAGCAGGCCGUGUCAGGGCUCAGCCGGCUGCACGGGCCCAGCCCGGGAUCGGCCCGUGAGGAGCGGGAAGGUCCGCAGCACCGCUCCCGGGUCCCGAGACGAGCGGCGCGGACCCGGCACGGCCCCCUGCCCCUUACCCCUCCCGCGGCGCCGGAGCCCGCUCACCGCCCGGCCCCCUGGGUGUGUCCAGCCUGGGCCGCCAGCGCCUCCACCCGCCCGCGGACCCCCGCCGCCUCCCGCUCCUCCUCCCGCUCGGCGGUUCGGCCAUGGCCUCGCUCGUCUGCCUCCUCUUCUUCCUCCCCGCCGCCACGUCCUCGGCCGCGGGCCGCCUGGUGCCCUACGACCUGCUGUACGCCGACGGCGUGCGGGCGUACUUCGCCCGGGACUGGGGGCGGGCGGCCGAGCUGCUGCAGCGCGCCCUGCACAGCUACGCGGGGCUGCGGGCGGCCCGCCGCGCCUGCCGGGAUGCCUGCCUCCGAGAGGCCGCCUUCCUCGGCGAGCCGCCGGCCGCCGGGCCCUGGGAAGCCGCCCUCUUCGACCGGGUGCUGCAGCGCGCCGACUGCGUGCAGCACUGCCUGGGGAGCCGGCUGGGCGCCGCGCCAUCCGCGCACCGCGCCAGCCUUGUCAUCCAGCGGGACUUCGAGCGGAGAGAGCCCUACAACUACCUCCAGGUGGCCUUCUUCCAGCUGAAGAAACUGGACCAGGCAGUCUCUGCUGCUCACACGUUCUUUGUCGCCAAUCCCCAACACCUCCAGAUGCGUGAGGACAUAGAGAAAUACCGGCGUAUGUCGGGGGUGAAGUCAGACAAUUUCCGAGACCUGGAGGCCGCACCACACUGGGAAGCAUAUGAGGCCGGUAUGCAGCAUUACAAUGCAGAUGAGUACCUGCAGGCUGUGGACAGACUGGAGGAGUCACUCAGAGAGGCACUGUCAGCACUUGAAGAGUGUCGUGCUCUGUGUGAAGGGCCACUGGAGGAUGAAGAGGUGGAGGAGGAGGAGGAUUUGCAGCCUGGCCUGUAUGAAGCCAUUGCAGCCCAUUAUAUUCAGGUGUUGAAGUGCAGGCAGCAGUGUGUCCUUGAAAUUGCCACAAAGCCAGGGUGGAUUUCUGCCACAGAAGAUUUCAUACCAUCUCAUCUUGAUUUACUGCAGUUUGCGUAUGAUCAAGUUGGGAACCAGGCAUUGGCUGCUGAAUGUGCUGCUUCCUACUUGCUCUUCUAUCCCACGGAUGAGCCAGUAUUGGAGAAAAUGAAACAGUACCGCGCAGAACUUGGAGAAGAUACAGCUGUCACAGCAAGAGAGAAUAUUCGUCAUUAUGUGCAGAGAUCUCUGAUGGAGAAGAAAUUGAUUUACUAUGCCAUGGAACAUCUAGGAGGAACUUUUAAUGACCCUGAUCUUUGGACUCCAGAUGAGCUGAUUCCUGAAAACCUAAAGCAAAAAUACAGAGAGGAUCAGGAGAAGAAAAAGCAGGAAACUCUGGAUAUGGAAGAGAGAGGGAAGAGAGGUUCUUUGCCUUUUGAGGGUAUCACAGUCACCAUGGAUUCCCAACAGAUGAAUGGAACCCAGAGGGUUGUGUUUGACAGAGUCCUGACGGAGUCUGAGUGUAAGGACUUGCUCCGGCUGACAAAGGCAGCAAGAGGAACAGGAGAUGGCUAUCGAGCGAGACGGUCCCCUCACACCCCACAUGAGAGAUUUGAAGGGUUAACCAUUCUGAAGGCCAUGCAGCUAGCCCAGAGUGGGGACGUGGACUGGAGAGAUGCCAAAUUGCUUCUGCAGGCCAGUGAGAAGUCACGGAAAAUCAUAGAAUCCUAUUUCACUCCUGGAAAGAAACUUCAUUUCUCAUUCACACACCUUGUGUGCCGCACAGCAGUGGAAGAAGAGCAGGAAGGUCGUAUGGAUCUCAGUCAUCCUGUCCAUGCUGAUAACUGUCUGUUGGAUCCUGAGGGGAAAGAGUGCUGGAAAGAGCCACCUGCCUAUGUCUACAGGGACUAUAGUGGCAUUCUCUACCUCAAUGAUGACUUCCGAGGUGGGAGCCUUUUCUUCACUGAAAUGGACACUGUGACUGUCACGGCUAACGUGCGUCCUAAGUGUGGGAGACUGGUAGCCUUCAGCUCUGGCAAGGAGAAUCCCCACGGCGUGCAGGCAGUGAGCCAAGGCAGGCGCUGUGCCAUUGCUCUCUGGUACACGCACUCUGCAGAGCAUGCUGAGCAGGAGCGGGUGAAGGCAGAAGAGCUGAUGGAGCAGAGAGCUGCGGAAGAGAACCAGUCCAAUGGAGAAGAAUAUCAUGGGGCUGAUCACAGCAGCAGAUCCUCCCCAGAGGCUCUUGUUCCCAGUGGUGGAGCCAGGCCCACCAGCCAGAGGCACAAGUCUGUCUCAGAAAGGACGCAGCACCCCAAGGAGCUGCGGGCCAGAGAUGAGUUCUAAGUACAUGGGGCCCUGGGCAGGACUGGCACAUACAGUGGGUUCACAGGUCUUGGUAGCAGUGGGACCACAGAGGCCUGGAGCAGUUUAUUAGCAUGCUAGAGCCAUAGUGAUGGGGAGGGAAUGCAGUUUUCUUCUCUGUGACUGCCCAGCAGCUGAAAAAUGGUAGCAGGAACAGAGUGCUAAAGCUAGAUACACCAGGAUCUUUCUUCAGUGCCCUGACAAUAUGUUUGUGUCGUUCAGAAGUAGGAUAGCAGGCCCCUUUGCCAGAUUCCUCUCAGAACAAGCUUCUUGGUCCUCUGGGGCCAAAGCCAAGAGUGCUAGGGAAAGCCUGGAGACUCUGAUGAGCAAGGGCUGUCUCAUAUUCAGGAAUUCAAAGGAGAAACCUCUGGAUUUCCUUGGCGCCUGCAAACCUUGAAAACUGCAAGACUGGCAUGCGCAAGGGAAGAUGAGACACUGUGAAUAUAUGGAAUAAAAGGAAAGUGCUGGACAAAUGUAGUGGGAGCUUGAAUCUGUACACGAGGAGGGACACAUGCAGAUUGCUGGUUGCUGAUGGAAAUUUAAUUAACAAAUGAUGGAAGGAGAUUGAGCCCUUAAUGAAAGAAAACAAACAAAGUAUUUGUCCAGAUGCCAUCUACUUGUGAUAGGGUAAGAAAGCUCUGCUAUGGCUGACCCCUGGAAAACGUGGGAACUCUUUUAAGAAAAAGCACUGUACACUCACAUUUCCCUGAAGUGAGGUUUUGGUUUUUUUUUUUAAUUCAUGCACCAAAUUGUCUGUGAAGGCAGAUAUUUUGUUUAUAAUUUUCCAUGCUGAUAUAGAGACAAUCUGCUGUCACUGCCCAGGGGAUUAAUGUCCAAAGAUGGGAUUAUAUUGUAGCCAAACAGGAACUGAAUGAGGUGGAUAUGGAGUAUGAAAAAGAGCAGUGAGCGUUUUCU